AUGACAAGCUCGAGCAGUCUCCAGACCCUGAGCGUUAACAACGCGAGGCUUACGUUUGGUGACCAGGGUUUGGCGCGCAAUCACGGCCUUAGCCCAGAAAUGAAAGUGGGCGUUGGUGUUGGCAUAUGUGUCGUUGUUGGGCUCAUCGCAUUCGGUGUCCUUCUUCUUCUCGGACGAAAGCGCAAGACGCGCCCGCAUGAAGCCACACAUAAUGACACUUUACUGUCCGAAUCACACAGUCUAGGCUCUACCUUCCAUACCCACCGCAAGCCGUUCUCAUCAGUACAGUCUUCAGAUAUGUCUACGGAGUCAUCAAGUGGUGACGAGGAUUAUCAUGCGGUGAGUAUGAGCGAGGUUCCGAACAACGCAAACAAUGGCGUCAAUCAACUUCAGGAGCAUCGCCGACAGCUCUUUGACGGCGCCUCUCUCUGGACAUGGGAGAUGCUGUCCUUGUUUGUGAGCGCUCUGAGCCUGGCUUCCAUCAUCAUCAUUCUCAAUGUGUAUGAAGAUCGACAACUGGAUGAAUGGACGCCAAAGAUUUCGAUCAACGCCGUCGUAUCUGUUUUGUCGGCCGUCUUUAAAGGCUCACUUGCAAUGCCAGGGACUGAAGGAAUAAGCCAAUUAAAGUGGCUCAUAUUCACGCAACAGCCACAGACUUUGUCUGCACUGGACGUGUACGACAGGGCAAGCCGAAGUAUUUGGGGCUCGGCGAUGAUGAUAUUUGGACAGUUCAAGUCUGAAUCGAGAGCCUACCUGGCCAGCUUCGGAGCAGCGCUCGCUUUAAUUGCUUUAGCUACAGAUCCUUUUGCGCAAGCUACAAUGUCGUUCUAUAGCUGUGCGCGAAACGGAACAGAGAUUGCAAGUAUUCCUCGAGCAAACACUUAUAAUGUGAUCAAUGAUAAGUACAACCCCACUAUAUUUAAAGCUCCCUUCAACAAGGUGAUGCAGUUGGCUCCGUACCGCGGUCUCAUUGAUCCACAAGCGGGCAGUUCUGCUAGUGUCUCGAUCUCAUGCGCUACUGGCAAUUGCACAUUUCCAGACGAUGGCGGCGCGACAUUUAAUAGUCUGGCAAUGUGCUCUCAGGCAUGGGACAUUACUGACCGAAUUGGAGCUGAAAAAUCUCCUUCUUCUUAUGGAUACGAGUAUUCUUUGGGCCCUGACAUAGCUACUACCGGUGACGGCUUGAACAUGAGCUUUGUCGCGGGGCCUCAUACAUCAUUCAAGGACUCGGCCGAAAGUCUGGAACCGCACUAG
Akanthomyces muscarius is the source of this 1254-nucleotide messenger RNA. RefSeq lists its product as uncharacterized. Bases 1 to 1254 code for a protein of 417 amino acids. The record is from RefSeq and is a predicted model, not a curated record. NCBI's taxonomy places the organism in Eukaryota, Fungi, Ascomycota, Sordariomycetes, Hypocreales, Cordycipitaceae. The transcript has 3 exons.